Messenger RNA from Eucalyptus grandis, 1445 nucleotides. RefSeq lists its product as hypothetical. The record is from RefSeq and is a predicted model, not a curated record. Lineage: Eukaryota; Viridiplantae; Streptophyta; Magnoliopsida; Myrtales; Myrtaceae. The transcript has 2 exons. The coding region runs from base 77 to 1378 and encodes 433 amino acids.
GGCACCGUCAUCUUCCUUCUCAACCAAGCGAGAAGAUCAUCGCGUCGUUGUUCAUACAGAAAAAAACUACAAAAAAAUGCUCAAAUUUCCAGCAAAAAUCACCAAGCACAUAAUCACCCGAAGGUGGUCGUCGCCGUCGCUGCCGUCGUCCCUCGAUUCACGUCUCCUUCUCGUAGUAACAACGAUGACGAGCCUCUCGCUCCUGGCGCUUCUUCAUCCGGACUCCUCCCUCCUCCUCUGCACUCGCAGCUUGGGGCCUCCCGUAAAGCCGAGGUUGCCGCCGCCAUGGGCUAACAGCACGUCAGAGGCUCGGACGGGGCGGAAGGCCGAGUUGGACCGGUCGAGGAUGGCAGUCUGCUUGGUGGGAGCAGCACGGCGGUUCGAGCUGACCGGGCCGUCCAUCGUGGAGCACAUACUCAAGGUGUAUCCCAACUCGGAUCUGUUCUUGCACAGCCCGCUCGACCAGAACUCGUACAAGCUGCUGUUGCUGAAGGAGUCGCCGAGGAUUGCCGCCGUGCGCGUCUUCCGUCCCGAGCGGAUUCGCUGGAAUGAGUCGCAGGCCCGAGUUCUCACCGGUCUCAACUCCCCCAGUGGCAUUCAGGGCCUUCUUCAAUACUUCAACUUGGUCGAAGGUUGUCUCAACAUGAUCCGGGCUUACCAAACCCGGAACAACUUCACCUACGACUGGAUAGUCCGAACCCGGGUGGACGGAUUCUGGACCGCCCCGUUGGGCCCCGACAACUUCGUACGGGGCACUUACGUGGUCCCGCAGGGCUCCAACUACGGCGGUCUCAACGACAGGCUCGGCGUCGGCGAUCUCGCCACCUCGACCGCCGCCCUCUCGCGCCUCUCGAUGAUCCCGCGGCUCGACUCCGCCGGGUUCCGGCAGCUCAACUCGGAGGCCGCCUUCCGGGCCCAGCUCCGGGCCCAGCGCGUGCCCCACGCGGCGAGGCGCGUGUCCUUCUGCGUCCUCAGCGACCGCCGCUACGCGUUCCCCCCGACUCGCUACGGCGUGCCGGUGGCCGCGGUGUCGAGCCGGGGCCCGCUGAGCGGGGCCAAGUGCAGGCCGUGCGCGGCGGCGUGCCGGGGGAGGUGCGUGGCGCGGGUGAUGCGGGCGAUGGACAGGUGGUGGAGCUGGACCAACUGGGAGAACGGGAGCCUCCAGCUGUGCGACGCUCGGCGCGGGUGGGAGGAGGGGUGGGAGAGGAUGUUCGACGAGGUGGCGGGGGAGGAGGCGGCGCGUGGGAGGGAGAGGAUUCGCGGGCUGAGGUGGGAGGACUGCGUGGGUGAAUUCGAGGCCUUGAAGGGCCGGACUGCAAAUUGGGACGCGCCAUCCUCGAAGGAAAUAUGCAGUCUGGGCCUGGGGACGGUCCAGUGAAAAUCAAAUUCUUGAUGUAUUUUUUGGCCACCGAAAAUUACGUCUUCGUUGUUUGAUAUUUUCCCGA